CGGCGAUUGGCGCUGCGCUGUGUGCCUCGGACACAGCAGAUCACCGAUCAACGGUUAGAGCCAAAGAUAGGGGACAUCUACACUGAUCAUCAGGGCACUGAUGAUCAGUGUGCCCUGAUGAUCAGUGUAGCCCCAGCAGUGCAACCUGUCAGUGCUCAUCCAUGCCACCUGCCAGUGCCACAUCAAUGCCACAUUUCAGUGCCUACCAGUGCACAUCAAUGCCACAUAUCAGUGCCCAUCUGAGCUGCCUUUCAGUGUCUACCCGUCAGUGCCACCUAUCAAUGCCAGUCAGUGCCACCUAUCAGUGCUGCCAAUCAGUGCCAGCCAGUGCCGCCUAUCAGUGUGCAUCAGUG
Molecule: messenger RNA, 353 nt
Organism: Staurois parvus
Lineage: Eukaryota; Metazoa; Chordata; Amphibia; Anura; Ranidae
Source: the annotation of a GenBank genome assembly